GGGAAGGCGCCAAUUUAAGCCCUUCUUUCUGGCCGACCCACCAAACAAAAUAUCUCUCUCUCUCUCUCGUAGUCACACAGAACACCAAAGUCUUGUUAGUUGCGGCUCGUAAGACAUUAUGGGAGAGGCUUCCAAAGAAGUGCAGCUCCGCAUCAUAACGCAAAAUCAAGAACAUGCCCGUUCAAGCAGCUCCACCUCCACCAACACACAGGACCUCCUGAAUCAAUUCCAGAAUUCCAAAUGCAGACCCUACAAGUGGUGGCUGAAGGUGGCAGUCUACUCUUUCUGCGUCCUCUCCGGCCAGACUGCAGCCACCCUUCUCGGCCGGCAAUACUAUGAUAAGGGUGGCAGCAGCAAAUGGCUGGCCAGUCUUGUCCAGCUCUGUGGCUUCCCCAUCCUCAUAUCUUACUACUUCCUCUUCUCCUCAUCCACCUCAUCGGAACACGCCCGCCCUAAUUAUGCCCCUGCCGAAGUUGCCCUGGCAGAUAAUGAAUCGCCACCCCUAGGCCCGUCCCUAUGGACACUGGCAUGCUUUUACAUCUUGCUCGGGACACUCGUGGCAGCUGACUGCUACUUGUACUCCGUCGGGCUCCAAUACCUCCCAGUGUCAACAUACUCUCUUAUUUGCGCCUCGCAGUUGGCCUUCAAUGCCAUGUUCUCGUUCUUCCUCAACUCCCAGAAAUUCACUCCCUUCAUCGUAAACUCUCUGGUCCUCCUCACCAUCUCUUCGAUCCUUUUGGUCUUUCAGACCGGCUCGGAAAAGCCCGCAGGAGUGUCGAAAUUGAAAAAUGUCAUUGGAUUCAUUUGCACCCUUGGAGCUGCUGCUGGGUACGCUCUGACGCUUUCUCUGACUCAGCUGUUCUUCAAGAAGGUUAUCAAGAAGGAGACAUUCAAGGCAGUAAUCGACUUGAUAAUCUUCAAAUGCCUGGUCGCUACGUGCAUAAUCGUGGUGGGGCUAUUUGCGAGCGGGGAAUGGGAACACUUGACAGCAGAGAUGGAGCGGUACAAACUGGGGAAGAUCUCAUACAUCAUGAACCUUACAUGGACGGCAGUUUCUUGGAAAAUCUUUGCAAUUGGGUCGAACGGCCUGAUAUGCGAUGCCUCUUCCCUCUUCUCGAAUUCCAUCAGUGUUGUGGGGCUGCCCAUCGUGCCUGUCCUUGCUGUCUUCUUCUUCCACGACAAGAUGAGUGGUGUCAAGGCAAUCGCGAUGGUUCUAGCCGUCUGGGGUUUUGCUUCUUAUGUGUAUCAACACUAUCUCGAUGAUUCCAAGUCGAAGAGAAGUGCCGGGCAUGCAGAAAGAUGGUAUAUUUCCUAGUAAAAGAAAUACACAUAUACAUAUAUGUAGGUAACUAAACAAAUAUGGGAAAAGAAAAGUGGUGCGAGAAAAGGAUAACAAGGGCUUGUACUUUUUAGUUUUACGGGAAGAGUUACUUCCAAUUUUUCUACUUUUUUUCUUUUUUAACUUUUGAAAUUGGAAACUUGAAAUCUUAAGAGGGCAAAUAACUUUUCUAGAUGAAUGUAAAGUUUUCACA
Punica granatum (pomegranate) is the source of this 1532-nucleotide messenger RNA. Lineage: Eukaryota; Viridiplantae; Streptophyta; Magnoliopsida; Myrtales; Lythraceae. The record is from RefSeq and is a predicted model, not a curated record.